GGUAGUUAGAUCUAGGACUUCAUAUUUUGUUUUUUUGUUUGUCUUGUUUUAAUAUAGGAAAAAAUCAAAAAAAAAGAAAAAGAGAACCGUAAGAAAAAGAAAAGAAGAAAGAAGGAAGACGGAGUAAAGCCAUCACACCACGAACCGGACACACACAAAUUGCAGCAGAUCCGAAACCGGCCACGAGAAGCACACGAAAAUACAGUAUCAUUGUUCUACGCCAUUACAAUCUCCUUCCGCCACGUGUCUCUCUUCUUCUCAGAUUCUUUGCCUCUGUUCCACCUCCAACUCCAAUGGACAACAAUCGCGCCACUCCUUCAAGUUCUGGCAAUAGCAGGGGAAGGGCUUUUGAUACAAGAAAUGAUAGAGAAAGAACAAGAGGCCGUGGUGGUGGAAGUGGGCCAAGUGGCUCAGGAAAGGACAAAAUUGAUGCUCUUGGUAGGCUCCUAAGUUUUCAAACUGUCAUGCACUUUGAUCAAGAAGGAAGCAUUUCCGUGGGAUAUUUCUUGCAACUUAAAUGAACUAAAACCAGGCUCUUUUGAAAAAACAUAUGUGUUUUGUUUGCAUGGGAUUGUACAUUGGAGCAACAAAGUGGAUGAACUCUAUGUUGACACGAAUUUUACGUCAUAUGGCAUCUGAGUUGAAAUUGAAUAUGAGGAGUGAUGGUUUUGUGAAUGUUAACGAUUUGCUAAAGCUGAAUUUGAAGACAUUUGCUAAUAUUCCUCUACGAUCCCACACUAUUGAUGACAUUAGGGAGGCUGUUCGAAAAGAUAACAAGCAACGUUUCAGCCUCGUAGAAGAAAAUGGGGAGCUACUAAUCCGUGCAAACCAAGGCCACACAACCACGGCUGUUGAAACUGAAAGCUUAUUGAAACCAAUCCUUUCAGCUGAAGAAUUUCCAGUUUGUGUGCAUGGGACAUAUAAAAGGAACUUGGACUCGAUUCUAGCAUCUGGUCUGAAACGCAUGAAGAGAUUGCAUGUUCAUUUCUCUCGUGGUUUACCAACAGAUGGAGAAGUAAUAAGUGGUAUGAGACGAGAUGUCAAUGUUCUGAUCUAUCUUGAUGUUAGAAAAGCUUUGGAGGAAGGUAUGAAGCUAUACAUUUCUGACAACAAGGUGAUCUUGACGGAAGGUUUUGAUGGUGUUGUUCCAUCCAAGUAUUUCCAGAAGAUAGAAUCAUGGCCUGGAAGACAGCCCAUUCCUUUUUAAAAUCUAUGGCAUGUUUUGUUCUUACUAAUGUAAAAUAUUCCAAGUUGAGGAUUACUAAAUCAUUGUGGAUAUCUAUCGCAAGUUUUUCACAAACUUCAAUUCAAGUUAUUAUUAGAUUAAACUGAUUUAACUGCCUACUUCUUUCAGGAUUUAGACAAUCUUACUUUGGAUUAGCACAAUAACUUGUAUAAGUAUAUACAAAAAUUAGAGGAGAUUCGAUUUUAUUAUUAUUA
Medicago truncatula (barrel medic) is the source of this 1440-nucleotide messenger RNA. Its product is annotated as tRNA 2'-phosphotransferase 1. Gene Ontology annotation, biological process: tRNA splicing, via endonucleolytic cleavage and ligation. Gene Ontology annotation, molecular function: tRNA 2'-phosphotransferase activity. The coding region runs from base 551 to 1207 and encodes 218 amino acids. NCBI's taxonomy places the organism in Eukaryota, Viridiplantae, Streptophyta, Magnoliopsida, Fabales, Fabaceae. The transcript is spliced from 10 exons. The record is from RefSeq and is a predicted model, not a curated record.